AUGCCAGCUCUCCGUCUGCUCACAGUCGCCAGUGCCUCGCUCUUCCUCCUGGCAAAAGCUAGCGGGGACCCGUCUCAGACAACGGGAGAACAAACAGAAUAUGCAGUCACACUUGAUCAUGAGGGCGCAUGUCUCUCCGAGAUCAACGCAGCUCGUAAGAAGGCCGGAUUCAACGACUUCAUUGUCGCUAAAACCGGCGAUGCACUUACGCGGCUGCCCGCAGGUGGAAGCCCGGAGGAAGAAGGCGAAGCAGACUGGGCUUGGCAGCCCGUUUGCGAUGUCUUGAUACCAGUAAGUCGUUCACUCUUAUAG
Eimeria mitis is the source of this 312-nucleotide messenger RNA. Its product is annotated as SAG family member. The coding region runs from base 1 to 312 and encodes 103 amino acids. The transcript is spliced from 2 exons. Lineage: Eukaryota; Apicomplexa; Conoidasida; Eucoccidiorida; Eimeriidae. The record is from RefSeq and is a predicted model, not a curated record.